AUGGUGAUGAUCCCCGCAAACGACGACUUCCAGGCGGUGAUCUUCGCCGGCGGCAAGGGCAGCCGAAUGAGCCAGCUGCUGGGCGGUCGGCCCAAAUGUCUGCUCCCCAUCGCCAACAAGCCGAUGAUCGCCUACCCGCUGGAGCUGCUGGUCAGGUCGGAGAUAAAGGAAACCUUCAUCAUCGUCCUCGACAACGAGGAGGAGGCAAUUCGAAAUGCCGUCAACAAGCUCGGCCUGGUGGGCGAAAAGUUGACAGUAACCUACGUCCCACUGUCCCACAACAGCGACUGUGCCACGGCGGAGGCGCUGCGGACGCUGGGCGACAAGAUUGAGAAAAACAUCCUCAUCCUCUCCUGCGACACGGUGACCGACCUCACCUCGCUGGCCGCCUUCAUCCGCCUCUUCCGCCUGGAGAUGCCCACCUUCUGCUGCAUCCUCUCCCGUUUUCCCUCCGAGAAGGAGAACCAGGUUCCGGCGAAGAAGCUGCACGACACCAAGGAGUACGACAUCAUCGGCCUCGACGCCAAAAAUCCCCACCGGCUGGUCUUCUUCGAGCCGGACAGCGAAUUUGGCGGCAGCGACUCGGCGGUGCCGCUGAAGAAGGGCAGCCUCCUUCGGCAGUGUCCGCACUUUACGCUUACCACGAAGCUUCAGGACGGGCACAUCUACCUCCUCGACCGCUCCAUCCUCAAGUACCUCUGCGCUAGAGAAAACAUCAAAUCGCUGAAAGCCGAUCUGGUGCCCUCCAUCGUGCGCAAGCAGUUUCGCCGGCAGAAACACUGGCCCAGCAAGAAGACCGGCGCCCACCCAACAACGGUCAACCUCGGAGACGGCCUGGAGGACUCGGUGGUCGUCGAGGAUCAUCAGGCGAUCAAUCAGUCUCCUUCGGAUCAAGGAUUCAAUCCAGCGGUGGCCACCACCACCUCCGGCCACGUGAAGCACUUUGCCGAGUACCUCGAGAAGCGGCCCAUGUACGCGCUGAUCGACCAGUUGGACGCCGGGGACCUCGACUCUGUAGAACCUCCAGCUCAAGUGUACCCAAACAGCGCCGUCAAGUGCUGCGCCCUGACGGUCGGGCCCGAGGAUUCUCUUGAAUCCUCCUCCUCUUCAGACUGCAAGGCCAGCUACCUGUUGCGCGCCAACAACUGGGUCCGCUACUGCGAGGCGAAUCGCCUGGUGCUGGCCAGGCAGAAGACCCAGCUAGGGCAGCACUUGAAGCCGGUGAAGAGCGACUCGAUUCGCUCCUUCGUGGACGCCUCCAGCCUGGUGGGCGCGGGCGCGACCGUCGGCGAACGGUGCUCCAUCAAGCGGACGGUGGUGGGCGCCAGCUGCCGCGUGGGCGACCGCGUCCGCCUGACCAACUGCAUCCUCCAGGAGGGCGUCACCGUGGAGGAGGGGGCGGUGCUGCAGGGCGCCCUCCUCUGCGCCGGCGCCUCGGUGGGCGUCAAUGCGGAGAUUCGCGACUGCAUCGUCGGGCACGGGCAGGCGGUGCACGGCCUGGCGAAGCACACCAACGAGUCGCUCACCGAGGUGAUGCUCGAUCUGUAG
This is a messenger RNA of Rhagoletis zephyria (snowberry fruit fly), 1548 nucleotides long. The record is from RefSeq and is a predicted model, not a curated record. NCBI's taxonomy places the organism in Eukaryota, Metazoa, Arthropoda, Insecta, Diptera, Tephritidae.